This is a messenger RNA of Pomacea canaliculata, 5299 nucleotides long. Its product is annotated as probable sodium/potassium/calcium exchanger CG1090. Lineage: Eukaryota; Metazoa; Mollusca; Gastropoda; Architaenioglossa; Ampullariidae. Gene Ontology annotation, cellular component: membrane. Gene Ontology annotation, biological process: intracellular calcium ion homeostasis; calcium ion transmembrane transport. Gene Ontology annotation, molecular function: calcium channel activity; calcium, potassium:sodium antiporter activity. The record is from RefSeq and is a predicted model, not a curated record.
AUCGGCUUUCGAAAGUGCACAGCGCCGCCUGCUCUCGUGUGUCGUCUGCUCCUCAGCAAAGGCCGGUAACUCGGGCAGGACUGGCGCACGGGGCGGGAACAGCUAUUGAGGACACCAGCGUGCUUCGUUCUCGCGAGUGUGUGUGUGCAUGUGUGUGUGUGGCACUCAGUCCUCCGCGGUAUUUCAGAAAAAAAAAGUAGCGGCUGUCACUGCGCGAGCACAGCCGUCGACGGUGUUACCGGGACAGCACGAGCCUUGCCCACAAAACGUGCCAUCGAUGGCUCCCUGAGCUGUUCCGUCAAAGGCUCACGCAGGUUCCGGUGGACAGAGUUAUGCACCAGAGUGUCGUCUGGCCUUUUGUUUUCCCUGCUGGAACAGUUGAGUCGCAAUGUGGCGCAAAAGCAGUUCGGUUAUCGCCAAGCUCCUGUGCAUGUGGGUCUUUAUGGGAGCUUAUCAGUUCUGGAGUCGAAGCCUGUCGCCAGGGAUCGCCAGGACCAAACUUGGCGACAUUCGCCACGCAGCAGACGACAGACGACGAACGGCAGACUUGAAAACUUUGGAAGCCGAAGACUUGAACUUUCAGGUGGAAAAUGCAGGUUUCUUUAAAGGACUCGAUCGGACGUACCCAGAGAGCCGAGCCACUUCUCGACACCUGCUGGAGCUGGUCAACUGCACGCCGCGGGCCGUGGAACAGUUUCCCUGGGACUUCUUGACCCCGCAGCAGCGCAGAAAUGGCGUCAUCAUUGUCCACUGCAUCAUCGCCCUCUACAUGUUUCUGGCGCUGGCCAUCGUCUGUGACCGUUACUUUGUCCCAGCACUGGAGGUACUCUGUGAACUGCUGCACAUGGAGACAGACGUAGCUGGAGCAACCUUUAUGGCGGCCGGUAGUUCGGCACCAGAAUUAGCAACAGCCAUCAUCGGUGUCUUCGUAGCCAAAGAUGACGUUGGCCUCGGGACGGUGGUAGGCUCAGCUAUAUACAACGUGAUGUUUGUCAUCAGCAUGUGCGGUCUCUUCGCCACUUCCGGGAUGAAACUCCACUGGUGGCCCAUGGUACGGGACUGUAUCGCCUACCUCCUUAGUGUCGUGGCUCUCAUAGCCGUCAUCGCCGAUGAGCAGAUACAGUGGUACGAGUCGGUAAUCCUGCUGUUGAUGUACGUGCUCUACGUCGUCUUCAUGUAUUUCAACGAGCGCAUGGAGGUUUACUUUGUUCCGCGCUGCACCUCCUGCUUCCGCAGAAGCGACUCCAGCAACCUGCACACGGAGACGACCAUCCUGUACAACAAGGUGCCCAACAAUGGCACACAGCUAGAGAAUGGAGAGACAACUCAUCUGACAGAGGCCCGUGAGUCUGAGGAAGGUUCUGAGUCAGAGGACAGUGCUGAAUACUCCCUCCCUCCCAAGCAAACUACACACGCUCACCAGGAGGCUGAGACAUUCCACAAGCUUUGCGAGAGGCCGUGGCCUUUUGUGGUGCUUCUGUGGGUGCUGGGACUUCCGCUGUCGGCCCUCAUGUUUCUGACAGUGCCAGACUGUCGCAGACCUAGCUGCCGGAAGUUCUUCUGGUUGACCUUCCUUUUGUCGCUCGUCUGGCUUUCACUGUACUCUUUCAUUAUGGUGUGGAUGAUUACUGUAGUAGGUUACACGUUCAACGUGCCAGACAGCGUCAUGAGUCUGACGUUCAUCGCCUUCGGCGUCAGUCUCCCUGAUGUCGUGACUAGCGUCUUGGUCGUUAGAGACGGACUUGGUGAUAUGGCCGUCUCCAACGCAAUUGGCAGCAAUGUGUUCGACAUAUUGGUUUGCCUUGGUAUUCCAUGGUUCCUGAAGACCUGUGCCAUAAACCCUGGGUCACGUGUACCGGUUUACAGUGAAGGAUUGAUGUAUUCUAGCCUCAUGCUGCUGUCCACCGUUGUCUUUCUGCUGGUUGCCACACAUCUCAACGGCUGGCGGCUGACCAAGAAGUAUGGUUUACUGUUACUGGUUGUCUACGUGUUGUACACUGUCCUCGCGUCUCUGUACGAACUCAACAUCUUCGGCUACUUCCAUCCCUCCGAGUGUCCCAGUGAUUACUGACAUUGCUCAUCCUCGAAAACCGAACGAUUCCAUUUCUCGAUGUUUAAAAAAAAGGAAGUCGAGACUCAAAGUAAGAGAGUUGCUGAGGUUUUCAGCUACAUUCCAUGCAGACUGCGUACAUACUGGUGGACAUUUUUGUUGCUAUCACAUGAACAUUUUGUGAAUUGAAAUAUUUUAUUGAUUGUUUGAUGAUUUUUUUCAGUUCCAGCGUAUGAUUCAAUUUUACGCUUGCACUGACACCCAGAAAUCUUAGCCAAAGACUGGCAUGCAGUUGUUUCAGUUUUUACCUGUCUUAGAGUUUAUAGCUUAUCCACUUGAUGUGAAUAAUAGCAAGCCUGUGCGGGGUAUCUGAUAUCAUGCAUCCCAUAAUAUGUAGUUAAAAACAAAAAUAUUCUUUUGUUCGGCUAUACUAUUUUGACAGAAGUUUAGCCAGAUGAAAUGUAUAAUUUCAAAUUGAUAUUCUUAAUCUGUUACAUCCAACAUGUCAGCAUGUCAGGUGACUGCAAUACUGUUACCCCUCGUGUACAGCAAAGCUAUGAGUGUACAGAAAUGCCAUGAGUGCCUCUGGAGAAAAUACGACAAACUUGAAGCCAUUCUUACGGGAAGAGGGCAGUGUCCUCAAACGAUGUUACUUGAAAUUGUAUGAAGCACGAUAUUUGUAUUGACAUGUUUAUUUUUGGUGUCCAUGAAUAUUAACCCCUUUGCCAAGUAUAUGGAAAAGUAUGCCAAGGUAUUAUCAGUUUUAUUAUUUUAGGAACCUGUAAUGCAUAAUCGUGUUGUAUUUCAGAGGUUUUGGGGUUGUUGUUUAUUUUUUAGGUUUACUAUUUUAUAUUGGGGAGGGAGAUCAGAGUUUGAUGACAGUUUACUCUCAUUGCAAAAUUAUGCGACUCUGAACUGCGAUCAGAUACACUGUUACACCACGGAUAUUUAAAUGAGCAUUCCACAUGCGAAGACAUCAGUGUAAAGGGAGUGAAGUAAUGGCCGGUCGAAAAAAAAUACACGGUUACUUCCCUUCAUGCAGCUAUCACCGUGUGAAAGACUUACUGCUCCUCCUGCCCCUCUGCCCCUUUCCCCUACCGUGGGGAAGAGCUGUAAUGUACUUGAUACCACCGCAUCCGUAGGCGUUUAUUUUUAAUAAUGUGUGAGAUUGUAGUAUAUUUCACUGCUUUCCUCAUUUGUUUUUGUUGACUGGUAACAUCACGUCUUCCAAUAACUACACGAUUCUGCAAUCACUUUGAGCUGUGUUAAUGAGUUUCAGUAGCUGAGUCUUUCUUUCUGGCACACUAAACUCAAAGUACUGUGAUUAGUUAGCAGAUAAUUUUUAUUUCAUUGUUCUCGGUGGAUACUGGAAAGAAUCUAUUGGUGUGAAAUGUGGGUUUGUGCAAAAACAGACUGCAAUAUUUAGCUCUUUGCGAGCGUGUGUCAGCGUGCAUGAGUGUUGUUUAUUAGAAAAGUACCAACAGUUUGAAAAUAUUGUUAGUUAUAACUAUAAUUCUGCAAAAGUAUUAAAGAUUUUUUAUUCAGAACAAGCGAUGAAAAUGCACCUAGGAUUAAAUAGCUUAUUUCAACCUUUUUCUUUCUCUCUCUUUUUUUUAAAUAUUUAUUUUUCAAUCUUUCCUCUAUGGUGUAAACAUCUCAGUUUAACACUAAGGGACUCCAAAUUAUUUGCCGAGUGGUAAACUCCAAGGAAAUAAAUUCUAUCCAUCGUUAUCAACUAAUAACAAAUCAGUCGCCUGUUUCCUGCCCUUCGAUGAUCACCCUUGUUGAAACUGUUUAGAAAUUUGAGUUUAGUAUGGAAGGGUAAAGUGGAAGCAAAUACAGUUGUCUAUCUUGCUCAAACCUACAGUAUAUAAAGAAGCAUUUACAGGUAAGCUGUUUAAUAGUGUUUUAAAUCUUUUGACUUUUUAAACUUAUGUAUCCUAGACCAUAGAAAGUGCAAUAAAUGUGAUUUAGUUUGUGCUUUGUAUUUCCUCUUCUCUAAUGCUGAUAAUGCGAAUCCAAAAAUAUGUUACAAAGAGGGCUUUGAUCGGAAUGUUUGCUGCUGAUUUCACUGUCACUUUUCACAGAAAUUAUUUUGAACCACAUAAUCUAGACAUUGUUGAACCGGGUAAAUAAUAGUGCGGCUUGGUUGUAAAGUGUACAGGAUGUGUACCCUAAUAUCGAUCUCAUUGUUCAUUUGAUUUGCUAGUGAAAUGAACUUUGAUUAUUAUCCUUAACUCUCACUUUCCGCAUCCAACCUUAACUUCUUUUGUUCUUUCAGAGCGCGCUUGUGUGUGUGUGUGUGUGUGUGUGUGUGUGUGUGUGUGUUCGUGUUUGCUAGGGUUUACCUGAUUUUGUGUGUGAGUGUUUUUCGUGGGAAAGAUGGGAAGAUGCUGGAGUUUAUAUGUGUUUCAUCUGACAUUUCUCACAGAGACGCAGUGCCUUCACGCUAAAGCAACAUAAGUGCCUUAACUCAAGCAAAUACAAGUGUUUACUGUCAUAAAUGUAGCAGAUGCACACCAUGUCUCUUCCAAGUUGUAGAUGGAGGUAUUGGUCUUAGUGGUGUCCUCUUUUCUCUUUUUAUCUCUCUUUUUUAACGAAUGGAGGGUUGAAGUAGUAAGAUCAUUUAUUUUUUUAAAAAUACCUCCUGGCGGCGAAUCUUCGUUGCCUGGCAACUGAAGCUUAAUUUAUCAGGAAGAGAAAUAUGCAGUUGUUCACCACUUUCACCUGGCCAAUUGUGAAAUUCGCAGUCAUGUGACUUUUACUGUUUUGAGCAGACUGCCUUUUUGUGUAUGACAAAAGUGAAUGUAUGCAAUGGUGUCUCUGAGUGUAUUUCUGUGUAAACGCAUGUCUGUAUUUAAGUGUAAUUGUGUGUGUGCUCGCGCUUGCAUGUGCCAGUGCAUUUCUUUUGCUUGUCACCGACACCAACGAACUACAAAUUCUUUAAAAUGGAGGAAAGACAAGAAUGAGCAUGCCUGAGUCACAGCGUGGCUGUGUAACCGACCUCACGAUGCGCACAGUUAGUGUGAAGCUUGUCUCGUGCGUAUGUUACUUUCAUGCCUUGGGGCGCACUGUGAUUAUCACACACAUACUGUGAAUGUUCUCUCAGAGAGUGUAAGCUGCAGUUAUAACUGUUUUUGCUCUUCGUCGCUGUUCUCUUUCAUUUGGGCGAACUGGUCUUGAUUUUGCUGAUUCAUUCCUACAUAUCGAUGCAUGAAACAUGAUGAACAUUAAAGAUUUACACAAAGC